Messenger RNA from Dictyostelium purpureum, 642 nucleotides. RefSeq lists its product as uncharacterized. Gene Ontology annotation, cellular component: NatA complex. Lineage: Eukaryota; Evosea; Eumycetozoa; Dictyosteliales; Dictyosteliaceae. Gene Ontology annotation, biological process: N-terminal peptidyl-glutamic acid acetylation. The record is from RefSeq and is a predicted model, not a curated record. Gene Ontology annotation, molecular function: protein N-terminal-serine acetyltransferase activity; protein-N-terminal-glutamate acetyltransferase activity. The coding region runs from base 1 to 642 and encodes 213 amino acids. The transcript is spliced from 4 exons.
AUGGUAUCAAUUAGACCAUGUCAAGUAUCGGACUUAAUGUCUAUGCAAAAUGCAAAUCUUACAUGUUUACCAGAAAAUUAUCAAAUGAAAUAUUAUUUAUAUCACUUUUUAACAUGGCCACAAUUAUCAUUUGUAGCCGAAGAUGAUAAAGGAAAUGUUGUUGGUUACGUUUUAUCUAAAAUAGACGAACAAGAUUCAAAGAGAGGUCAUAUUACAUCAUUAGCUGUUUUAAGAUCACACAGAAAAUUAGGUAUUGCCACCAAAUUAAUGACACAAGCAGAAGUUGCAUUAUUAGAAGUUUUUGAUGCUGAUUGCGUAUCACUUCAUGUUAGAAAAAGUAAUAGAGCCGCAUUUUCACUUUAUCAUGAUAUCUUAAAAUUCAAAAUUGACGAAAUUGAAAAACAAUACUAUGGUGAUAAAGAAGAUGCCUAUUCAAUGAUUAAAUUCCUUAAAGAAGAAUCAGAAAAAAAUCACGAAAAAAAUAAACAAAAAAAUAAAGACAAAGAUAAUAAAUCAAACGAAACUGAAAACGAUAAGAAAAAAACAGAAGAAAAACCAUCAACUUCAACUACAACUAAAACUGAACAACCAUCAGCCCCAACCUCUAAACCAGCUGGUGGCAAAAAGAAAGGAAAAAAAUAA